Molecule: messenger RNA, 978 nt
Organism: Symbiodinium natans
Lineage: Eukaryota; Dinophyceae; Suessiales; Symbiodiniaceae
Source: the annotation of a GenBank genome assembly
AUGGUUUCUCCAAGCAAUGUGGACACGCCUGGCGUCAAGCGCCGCAAGAGCAUCCUAGUUACAGAGGCACUCGACCUGAUAGAUCAGAACCAUGCUGGAGAUCUUGGCCAAGAUGAAGUUGAAACUCUUUUGGCAGCUAUGGGUUUGCAAGAAGAGGAUGCCAAGAAAGUCCUUUCGACGGUUUUCGAUGGGCUCCUGACCACCACGUACGAGUCGGUCACCGAUGCGAUUCUCACCUACACCUGCGUCACUGAGGGCACCCUUGAAACAAUGCUCGGGCGAGUCAUGCUCUUCAAAAGGGCAUUUCGCAAGAUUGACAUCGAUGGAAACUCAAAGCUGAGCUUUGCAGAGAUCGUCGCGAUGUUGGAGUCCCUGGACAUGGAGAAAAAGUAUGCUGCUGACGUCUUCUCCUUCUUGGACGCAGACGAUUCUGGUGAGAUCACCUGGCAGGAGUUCGUCCGUGGUGUCAGUCAUGAGCGGUUCUCGGUACUCUUUCCGCAAAUCACGCUGGAAGCUCUGGUGGACUUGCCCUCAAGUUUGGCGCAGGACAGGAUCGUCAGCGCCGAGGAAGAGGCGGAAGCUGUGAAGGGCCUCCCUGCUAUGGAGAAGACCCUUUAUUGGCUGAUCUCCUUGAUGUAUGGACCGUCUUCCCGCAGCCGCAUAGCGCCAGCAGAGGAUGAGGACGACAUGACCAACUGCGUGGCCAGGGGAAAUGCCUCCGAACCACUGCCAGGCCAGAGAGGCCUCAACUUCGUUUCUGAGAAUUCCGAGAACUCGAGCUCCUCGAGCUCCUCGAGCUCCAGCAGCGAUUCCGAGCUGACUGCGACAACGAGUGAGUCAUCACACGCGCUAGAGCAAGUGCUCAACGUAAACCAGCCGUGGCCGGAUUCCCCGUAUGCGGUCAAGUCACGCAAGGCGAGAGAGGUCAUAGUGAUUACCAGAACUCAGCCGAAGAACCCAGACAAGGCUGGAUGGUGA